Messenger RNA from Coregonus clupeaformis (lake whitefish), 2496 nucleotides. RefSeq names its product transmembrane protein 200A. The transcript is spliced from 2 exons. Lineage: Eukaryota; Metazoa; Chordata; Actinopteri; Salmoniformes; Salmonidae. The record is from RefSeq and is a predicted model, not a curated record. The coding region runs from base 383 to 1711 and encodes 442 amino acids.
UGCUCUUGAAGGAAUGGAAGCGCCAAGGAAAGUAGCAGUGGGAAGGUUCGGCCAGUUUUGUGAGGGGGGCGGCACAUGUAGCGUCAUUUUUGCCUAAUGCUUUUGAAAAUGCGUCUUUUCCCCCCAGUAACGAACCAGAAACGUAUUGAAUAAAGAGAUCGAGCUCAUAGGAGACGGCGAACAGCAGAACCACACGCAUCCUUGAUCCUUCGGUUUGGGAUUAAAAUUAUAGGCAAAUUAAAUUGCUUCACCGACAAGAUUUUAAGGCUACAUGACAGAACAAACCAAACGAUACUGUAUCAAUAUGUGUCGGGGGACAAUGAAUAGAACCGAAGAAUUCUGCAUCAAAGUGUUCCGAUAGGGCGCUGAACCGAGCCGCACCAUGAAGACCCAGAAGGCCGGGGCCCCAGGGGGCCCAACGCCAAGCUCUCCCUCCCCACACCAACGGAUGUCUGGUUUCAGCCUGCGGGGCCGGAAGAAGAAGGAGGGCCUUAUCCAAGGCAAGCUGCGGAUCCGCUCCAUGCCAGGAGCCUUCCUGGUGCUGGGGGUCAUUGUGGUGGUGGUGGGCACGGCCCUGGCAGUGGCUGGGUACUGGCCCUACCGGACCCACCGAUCAUCACAGCUCCUUGGACUUGGACAACAAGGCUCUGGUUCUGUGGACGGGGCAGCAGGAGGUGGAGGUGGGGGUGUCUCUGAGCCCCAGUCAUCCGGUUGGAGACUCCUGACCACGGCCAGUCUGAUCCACAGUGAGAGGAUGAAGCUCCUGGGACCGGUCAUCAUGGGCGUGGGGCUGUUCAUCCUCAUCUGUGCCAACACGGUGCUGUACGAGAACCGCGACAGGGAGACCCAGAUGCUGCUGGCCCAGAUGCGGAGCGUCAUCUGCUCGGUGUCGGCGGCCGUGCCCUCGGCCGACCUCUCAGACAUGGCAGCAGCCAACUCCAUGGCCAGACACUACCAGUGGGUGAGCAGUCUGCCCGCCGCCCACCUUAACAUCCUCUAUCUGCAGCAGCUGGCCAGCUCAGAGCCCCUGCUGCAGACGACCAGAGACAGCAGGGAGGAGGACAGGGCAGCUGACUGUACGUACCAGCAGGCCACCUUACAGACAGAGGCUCUACACCACCAGGAGUCAGCCUCCACCCCUUCCCUCCACUCCUCCCACUCCAACUCCUGCAACUCCAGCAAGACGGACUUCAACACGCGGUGGGGUGGUGGUGGUGAGCCAGGGGUAGGGGGCUCCAGCCCAGACUCCCAGCCCGCUCACCUCUUUAAACUCAACAACUGCCUGGUGUCAGCCAGCUCCAUGUCCACUCUGGGAGGGGAUGACUGGGAGAGGUCGGAGGUCACAGCCAUGCUGCCCAGGCGCUCCCACAGUCUUAGCUACAGGACUAACCCCGGCCCUCACAGGCCCCAGACUGUAAUAAGUCUACAGGAAGGGGUCAUGCGGCCCGGGGGACCCACAGAUAGUGCAGCCCAAGCCCAUGUGGAGGUGUGUGUGAACAUGGUUGGGUGUGGAGGUGGAGGUGUGGAGCCCCCUGAGCUCACACCCGUAGAGGAGCAGAGGCACCGCAGCUGGCCCCGGUUAGACCUGGGCUGUGCCCGCAGGUACCUGAAGCUGGACAAUAAGGAGGACUCGGUGGACAGGCUGCUAGACCAGUUGGAGCAGCAGUGUUCUCUGUGGGAUAAGAGUUUCGGCUCAGGGCCUUUCCAGUGAGAGCCAGUAAAGGCCCCAUAUCUCAAUAUGGCCCCAUAUCAGGGCCCUCUGUUUUUAAAAACCAGCUUAUAAAGAAAGAUCCUCAUGAUAUAUCGACUACCGGGAGUAGGAGCUUUUUCGGUUGGAUCAUAAUUGUGCUCUAUUUUCACUGACUCCUGAAGGAGGUUAUAACAGAAACCUUUCUAUGUGUCACUCUGAAUUCCUCUCACUUGGGAUACACAGUACAGUGUCGAGCAGCUUCCAAUCUAAAGAUACAAACCUUUAGAAACCCUGUUUCUCGGACUUUCCAUGGUGUGGAUAUAUAAACACAAGUGUUGGAGGACUGCAGAUGAAUUGGAUCAGUUUGGCAGACAUUCUGUUUUAAGAGGGGAACAAUACUCCACACUGUCAAAGAUGAGUUGGAGCAAUUUGCCAAUUUGUUUACUGGGUGGCAGUUAGGCUUGGCACUUGGCAGCAAUGUGCAGGAAUCAAUUUGUCUUUCGUUGCCAAAGCAUUACUUGUUUCCAGGACACAGCAAGCACAUCCGAAUGUGGGAGGUAGAAACCCAUUCUAAUGAGGGACUGUCUUCACUGUGUAAUCUAUUUAAAAACCAAACUACUCGAAUCCGGCGAGCCCCAGAUGUGCUACUGAUAACAGCUAGUAAAAUAAAACAUAUGUCCCAGAGACCAAAACAAGCGCAUGCUGAUAGAGAUGUCAUGUGUAAUCUACAGUAGUGGUCAAAAGUUUUGAGAAUUACACAAAUAUUAAUUUUCCCAAAGUCUGCUGCCUCAGUUUUUAUGAUGGCA